Messenger RNA from Ricinus communis (castor bean), 2635 nucleotides. Its product is annotated as protein indeterminate-domain 7. Lineage: Eukaryota; Viridiplantae; Streptophyta; Magnoliopsida; Malpighiales; Euphorbiaceae. Gene Ontology annotation, cellular component: nucleus. The transcript has 3 exons. The coding region runs from base 652 to 2097 and encodes 481 amino acids. Gene Ontology annotation, molecular function: DNA-binding transcription factor activity. The record is from RefSeq and is a predicted model, not a curated record.
CAUCUGCUUGAAAGGAAUCCAUUCUCAUCCACAUCUCUCUCUCUCUCUUUCUUUCAUAUGUUUUCUCACUUCAUUUCAUUCUGUAGCUAGGAUUUAGAUUUUUCAGUUUAUUUAUACAUUUUUAUUUGGCUUUUCUUGAAUCUUCUUUGAUGUUAGCAACAAGCUGGAGAGAAGAUUGAAAUUACUUGAAGAAAGACUACUAUAGUUGUGGGUCUAAGAUUUGGUGAUAUAUAAUUGUUCCAUCUAGGAAUUUGUUUCAGGUUUCUUCGUUCAUUUCUUUCUGUUCUUUUGAGCUGCUUAAGUUUCAUGGUCUAUAAAGGCGGGCAAUUAAGCAAAAUCAUCACGAGACCUGAAACAGCUUAGUUGCUUGGGCAUAGCUAAAAAGAGAAACAAGUGAAAUUUUGUGAAAGAAGCUCAGCUUUCCCUAUACUUACUAGCUUUUACCACUUUUCACUUUUAUUAGGCUUACUAAAUUAGGGUUUUCCGCUCAGAUCCCAGGACAUUUUUCGUUUAGUCUUAGACAUGUAAAAGAAAAGGAAAAAGGAAAAAAAAGGGGUUGAUCUGUGGCUGUAGCUCUCAUGAACGCAUCUUGUAAUUGUUAUCGUCAUCCACAAAGUCGUGUGAUUUAAUAUUUUAUAUUUAUAUGAGAAGAUGAUGAAAAGGUUGAUAAUGGAUCCUGAAAACAUUUCCAAUUUGACUUCAGCAUCUGGUGAAAUAAGUGCUUCUUCAGGUAGCCGAAUUGAAACUGGCACUACUGCUACUAUGUACUCACAUCAACAGUCAUCCUUUGGUUCAACAAAUGAAGCACCGCCAUUAAAGAAGAAAAGAAGUCUUCCAGGCAAUCCAGACCCAGAUGCAGAAGUGAUAGCUUUAUCUCCCAAAACUCUAAUGGCGACCAACCGCUUUAUAUGUGAGAUCUGUAACAAAGGAUUUCAGAGAGAUCAGAAUCUUCAGCUUCAUAGAAGAGGGCACAAUCUUCCGUGGAAGUUAAAGCAAAGAACAAACAAAGAAGUGAGAAAGAAGGUAUAUGUAUGUCCAGAAACUACAUGCGUGCACCAUGAUCCAUCAAGGGCACUCGGUGACCUUACAGGAAUCAAGAAGCACUUUUGCAGAAAGCAUGGUGAGAAGAAGUGGAAAUGUGAAAAGUGCUCAAAACGUUAUGCUGUUCAAUCAGAUUGGAAAGCUCACUCCAAGAUUUGCGGCACAAGAGAGUAUAGAUGUGAUUGUGGAACCCUUUUCUCUAGGAGAGACAGUUUCAUCACUCACAGAGCUUUCUGUGAUGCAUUAGCAGAAGAGAGUGCAAGAGCUAUUACGUUAAACCCAUUACUGGCUUCUCAACAACAACAACCUAGCUCCUCAGCAUCUCAUCAUAUGAUAAAUCUGCAAUCUUUAUCAUCAUCAGUCAAAAGAGAGCAAGAUCAAAACCACCAUCUUUUUAGUCCAAGACCGGAUCAUCACAAUGUCCCACCAUGGCUAGGGGAAGCAGCAGUUGGCCCAGGUCCACUACUACCACAACAAAUCAGUAACCUUUCUUCGCAAUUAAUCCCAUCAAAUUUAGAUCGCCGUCAUCACCCAUUUCUACAACAUAAUGAAAACCCUAGCCCUAACCCUAAUAAUCUCACACUCCCUCCAUACCCACCACAUACAGCUUCUCCUCACAUGUCUGCUACUGCAUUGCUGCAAAAAGCAGCACAAAUGGGCGUGACUAUCAGCAAGCCUUCUCCAUCUCCUGCUGCUGCAGCUGCUGUCAUGCUUAGACCCCACCAACAAGCUCACAUGUCUGUGAACACAGCUGGGUUCAGUUCUACAUCGGUAGUAGCUACAUCUGCAGCUGGUAAUACUUCUGGUCUUCGUUUGUCUUCACGUGAAGACAUAAGAAGUGGGUUUGGUCAUGGCUUGACAUCGUUUGGGAAUAAAGCUACUGCCACCUCUGGUAUCAUAGACCAUCAUCAGAUGGCUACAGAUUCUUCUCUCGUCCAUGAUAUGAUGAAUUUUGAUGAAGAUUUCAAUGGAAUGUUGAAUCCUAAGAGAGAUGGUAAUAAUAACAAUAAAUUUUUUUAUUUUUUCACAAAGGACGGGAGAGAAACUCAAAGUUAAGAGGUUCCUGAUUUUAGUUUUCAAGAAACUCUCUCAAAGUCUACAGAAUGUAGUAGAACAGAUGCCACUGCCACUGCUUCUACUACUGCUGUUAAUGCUAGUGUUCAUGGAAAUGAUGGCUUGACAAGAGAUUUCUUGAGUCUCAAAGCAUUUUCCCAUAAAGAUUUUCUCAGUAAUAGCUGCCCUUGGUCGUUUAAAUUCUUGUUCAACUACUAAUUAUGGGCAGCAGCAGAACCAUAACCAAUCACCUCUGGCAAGGUUAGCAUUUUCAAUUUUAUACAGAUAAUCAUCAUCUUCUUAACUUCUUUCUACCUCCUUCUUCUCCUUCCUUUUCUUGAGAAAAAUUUCCACAGGCAAAGAUUUCUGUGGAAAUAUUCUUAUGUUUGUAAGGACACUAAACUCAGUGCUCUACAGUUUUUUCCUCGGGUUUUGAUUCUUCCCUUUUCAGUUUUGGUCUCCUUUUCUCAGUGUAAUUUAUUUUAUUUACUUUUUUUUUUUCUUUUUUUAAAUGUUAUAUUUCUUCAGAAUCUGUUCAUCA